Messenger RNA from Verticillium nonalfalfae, 996 nucleotides. RefSeq lists its product as uncharacterized. The record is from RefSeq and is a predicted model, not a curated record. Bases 1 to 996 code for a protein of 331 amino acids. The transcript has a single exon. NCBI's taxonomy places the organism in Eukaryota, Fungi, Ascomycota, Sordariomycetes, Glomerellales, Plectosphaerellaceae. Gene Ontology annotation, molecular function: 4-hydroxy-tetrahydrodipicolinate synthase activity.
AUGCCUUCAACAUUGACACCACCCCCAGCGGAAGCAACAUGGGUUGCCGGUCAGCCCAAGGCCGUACACCAUCGUCUUCCCGACGGCGUCUAUGUCCCGACGCUGUGCUUCUUCACGGAAAAUGACGAGGUCGACCUGAACGUCCUGGAGCGCCAUCUCGUGCGUCUCAUCAACGCCGGCGUAGCAGGCAUUGUUGUUCAUGGCUCCAACGGCGAGGUAGCCCACCUCACAAGAGAGGAGCGCGCGGCCGUCAUCCGAUGCGCCGCCGACACGAUCCACCAAGAGGGUCACGAUGUCCGCAUCCCCCUCAUUGCCGGGUGCGGGGCCCAGUCGACGCGAGAGACGCUGCAGCUCUGCCGGGACGCCGCCAAGAGCGGGGCAUCCCACGCUCUGAUGCUGCCCCCGAGCUACUACGGCGGUCUGCUCGACGACAACAAGAUUGUGGAUUACUUCCAUGACGUGGCCGAUCAGAGCCCGCUGCCGUUGCUCAUUUACAACUUUCCCGGGGCGGCGGCUGGGCGCGACCUCUCUUCCGAUGUUAUCCUACGAAUCGCAGCGCAUCCCAACGUUGUUGGUGUCAAACUGACGUGCGGGAACACGGGCAAACUAGCUCGGGUUGCGGCGGACGCGCCCGAGGGUUUCUUCGUGUCAGGAGGAAGCGCCGACUUUAUUCUGCAGGGUAUGGUCGUAGGCGCACAUGGCACCAUCUCUGGGCUCGCCAAUGUGGCACCGCGGGCCUGCGUACGCAUCAUGGAGCUUUUCAGGACGGGUCGGCUCCUCGAAGCGCGACGUCUCCAGGCUAUGGCCGCCAAGUGUGACUGGGUCGCCAUCAGGACAGGUUUCGUCGGUGUCAAGGCAGCUAUUGGACACUUUGAGGGAUACGGUGGAGAGCCACGACGACCAUGCGUGGCACCAACACCACAAGAACUGAAGGGCAUCGUGGAGGGCAUGGCCGAGUUGCGCAGAGAGGAGGCGGCUCUGGAGAGCGAGGCGUGA